This is a messenger RNA of Linum tenue, 1666 nucleotides long. The record is from the annotation of a GenBank genome assembly. Lineage: Eukaryota; Viridiplantae; Streptophyta; Magnoliopsida; Malpighiales; Linaceae.
UAUGGAGAAAUAAAAGAAAAAUUGUAUCCAUUGCUUCCAACUUUGUCCAACAUUAACAGAGAAUCAAUAAAGCCACACUCGCUGUACGUUUUCACUCAUAGAAACCGCUAUCACAGCCAUCACUCUCAUUCAAUCUGCUCCGCCACAGCCCAAACAUGUGCUCCACCACCUCUCUCUUACUACUCAUUUCCCUCUCAAAACUCCUCACCGCCGCCGUGGCCCACUUCCAACCUUGCACCGACGACUUCCUCAAGCUAACCGAGCCUCGAAACCUCUCCAACUGCAAGCCCCUCCACACCCUCAGCGCCGAGUUCGCUUGGCAGAUCCGCGACUCCACCACCCCUAACUCGUCAACCUCCCCGCCGACUUCAAUCAUCGACAUCGCAUUCGGCACGCGGCUAACCGAGGGCCUGGUCUGGCUCGCAUGGGGAGUCAACCCGGGGAAGAUGGCCAAAAUGGUCGGAACCAGGGCCCUGAUCGGGAUCGUCCAAACCAACGGCUCGCUGGCCGUUGCGGCUUACAACGUCACCCGGCAGGCCAAGAUGUUCUGCGGGCUGAACCCGUCGGUUGAACCGGACCCGCUCGUGGGGUUCCGCGACCCGCGGUUCGAGUACCGACAGGAUUAUGAUUACUACGUCAUCCAUGCCACGGUGGCGGUUGCGAAGAAGGGGGAACAGUUGAGGCUGAACCACGUCUGGCAGCUGGGAUACGACGCCGUUGGGAUGUCGCCCAGGAUGCACCCCACUACGUUACAGCAUUUCGAUAGCACGGAGACUUUGAAUUUGGUUACUUCUCAGUCCACCGACUUCGGCCAUCUCCAGCGUCACCUCAGAAUGGUGCAUGGGGUAUUGAGCAUCAUCGGAUGGGGAACAUUGCUGCCGGCGGGGGCGAUAAUGGUGAGGUAUCUCCGGUACCCAUUCCAGGUACAGGAACACUGGUGGUUUUACCCUCACCUCACUUGCCAAGUCGUCGGAUACAGCCUCGGCACCGCCAGCUGGAUACUUGGCUUGUACCUCGGAAAAGCAUCAAAUCGCUAUAUCUUCAAAACCCACCGCCUCUACUCCAUCUUCAUCUUCACCUUUGCUACUUUACAGAUGUUGGCGAUAAAGUUAAGACCGUUGUCCACGGACCGAUACAAGAGGUACUGGAACAUGUACCACCAUUUCAUGGGAUACGGUCUGCUGUCGGUGAUCGUGAUCAACAUAUUCCAAGGCAUUGGGAUCUUGAGACCAGCGUACAGUUGGAAAUGGGCUUACGUCGGAAUCCUGGCGGCACUGGGGAUCGUCGUUCUCGCUCUUGAGACGUACACCUGGAUCAAAUUCUUCCGACCCGACCCGCACAAGAAUGCCCAUGCGGCCGCCGACGACAGCGUGAAUAACCCACAUCCUUCUGACGAUAAUAUUGUGAACCGAAACUCCAGCCAGAAGCCGGACUCUAGCGCCGUUGGGCCGUCGCCGAGCUCUGCCCCGUCGCCGGCCGGGUCCAAUAUAUUAUAAAUAAUUUAGAUAAAUAUAUACAAGUGUGUGUGGACUGUGGUCAGCCAUUGAUUUUUGGAUGGAUGAAGUGUACGCAUUGAUUUGUUGUCUUUGUUCCUUUUUUUGGAAUGUGGUCUGGAAUGUUAGCUCUCGUUGAAGGCAAACUGACUACUAUUGUUUGAUAAAAACCC